Messenger RNA from Carica papaya (papaya), 2700 nucleotides. Lineage: Eukaryota; Viridiplantae; Streptophyta; Magnoliopsida; Brassicales; Caricaceae. The record is from RefSeq and is a predicted model, not a curated record.
CGCCAAUUCCGCUUUCCUCCUUCGUCAGGUAGGGUUUCGAAAAUUUCGUCUUCCUCCUCCUGCGAUUCAUUCCGAAGCAUCUACUUUGCCGAUUUCAUCUUUCUCCUGCAACUCACUUUGCUGGCUUUUCCAAAGCCGGAAUACAAUUUCUUUCUUAACAAUGCCGCGGCUAGUUAGAUUAAUUCUUCGAUCAAUCUCCUUGUCUCAUGCUCAGACUCGGCAAAACCCUCUCCUCCUUCACCUUAAACCCUCACUUUUCCCCCGUUUUGGCGCCACCAAUUUCACCAGAUUCACCUUGCCAUUCUCCACUCAAUCCGUCACAAGCCCUGAAAUUCAAAGCUUCGCGGCUUCUCUCUCUGAAGAACUACUCAAAAACCCUACUCUAGACCCUCUAUCCAUCUCCCAAAAUCUCCAGCUCGGCUUCUCCCACAUCACUCCAACUUCUACCCUGGUCCAGCACACGCUUAAUCUUGCUCCGGAAGCGGGCCGUUCGGUUUUAGGAUUUAACCAGUGGCUGGUCUCAAAUCCUAGCUUCGCUCACACGGACGAAACAGUGUCCUUUUUCGUCGAUUACUUCGGCCGCCGCAAUGAUUUCAAGGCGAUCCAUGAUCUUUUAGUUGCUAACAAGACUGUUGCGGGCGCUAAGUCCCUACUGUCCGCCAUCGACAGGAUGGUGCGGGCGGGUCGGCCUACACAGGUUGUCGGCUUUUUCGAGAGCAUGGAGAACGAUUAUGGGUUUAAGCGCGAUAGGGAAUCGCUAACGCUGGUCGUGGAGAAGCUUUGCGAGAAUGGAUACGCUAGUUAUGCGGAGAAAAUGGUAAAUAAUUUGGCCAAUGAGAUAUUCCCUGAUGAGAAGAUAUGUGAUUUGCUGAUCAAGGGUUGGUGCGUUGAUGGGAAACUUGAUGAAGCUAAGAGGCUCGCUGGGGAAAUGUACAGAGGAGGAUUCGAGAUUGGAACCAUGGCGUACAACGCCAUCCUUGAUUGUGUCUGUAAGCUUUGCCGGAAAAAGGAUCCAUUUCGCCUUUCCUCAGAGGCUGAUAAGGUGUUGCUUGAUAUGGACUUCUAUGGAGUUCCGAGAAAUGUUGAGACAUUCAAUGUGCUGAUUGCCAACUUGUGUAAGAUCAGGAGGACAGAAGAGGCAAUGAAACUGUUCCACAGAAUGGGAGAAUGGGGUUGUUAUCCUGACGCCACAACGUUUCUCAUUCUAAUCAAGAGCUUGUACCAGGCAGCGAGAGUUGGGGAAGGAGAUGAAAUGAUUGAUAGAAUGAAGUCAGCUGGGUUCGGAGAUGCGCUUGAUAAGAAAGCUUAUUAUGGGUUUCUGAAGAUAUUGUGUGGAAUUGAGAGGCUUGAUCAUGCUAUGACUGUUUUCAAGAAGAUGAAGCAGGACGGGUGCAAGCCAGGGAUCAAGACUUAUGAUCUGUUGAUGGAGAAGUGGUGUGCUCAUAAUCGACUUGAUAGAGCCAAUGCCCUUUAUAAUGAAGCCUCAAAAAAUGGCUUGCCAGUGUCGCCUAAAGAGUAUGGGGUUGACUCAAGAUUCAUGAAGAAGAAGGUGAAAGCUGUGAAGAAGGAGAGGAAGAGGGAGACUUUGCCCGAGAAAAUGGCAAGGAAGAGGAGACGGCUUAAGCAAAUUCGAUUAAGUUUUGUAAAGAAGCCAUUGAGGAGGCAAGCUGCUUGAUUGUACUCAACAAGGGCUAGUGGGUGUUUUUGGAUUAGUCUUCCCCAUCAAGCUUCGGUUGAUAUCUGAAAAGCUCCUGCAUUAGGCUCCAGGUCUGGAAGCUGUUAGGUAACUGCAACAAGUUCUCUACUUUUAUAUGUCAAGUUCGGCAGAUUGGAUAUGUGGAUCAAGCACAAACUCUAUUUACCUUAUUUUGAAGCAAGAGCCAGCAUUUGAAUGAGAGAACACAAUAAAUACACUCUUACUAAAUUAAGAGUCAUAUAUCUAAUUAAUAAAUGAAACUUGUUCUGUAUUUAAGUGCCUCUGAAGUAAGUUGCAUAUCAGGAAAUGGGCUUGCAUGUCAAAAUUGUCCUUGCUCUAGGAGCGAGAGGAGCAAUUUGGACAAGAAGUGAUUAUAGGAUUUAGAAAAAUGAGGUGGAGAUGUAACAGCUUCAGGUCUGAGAAACUGGAAUCUGUGGGUAAGUGCAUGUUACAUUACAUGUCACUGCAAACAAAAUCAUGAAAGCAUUAAUAAUGAUACAGAGAUACGUCUCUAAUUGGUAAAAUUGAUAUUGACUCAGAAUUAAGCAAUCAACCAGAAGAGAGGACAGGAAUGAAGCAAAAGAAGAGACAGGAGAAUGCCUCCGAAGAUAAUGAUAUGAGUUGCAGUGAUGAAGAUCCUUCUUCAGUUAAGAUUACUCCCCUUGUAAUGGAGGAUUUGAUUGAUAUUGGCCUGCAGAUUGAUUCAGAAAUGGGCUACCCAGAAUUAAGGCAUCCACCAGAAGAGAGAAAAAGAAAGAAACUGAAGGAAAACAAUUAUAGUGCCCUUGAAAAUGAUGAUAAAAAAAAUGUUAGAGGAAGAAAAUUCUGUAAGGAAGGAUGCUUUGCCAGUACAUUUAUGCAAACGAACCAAUCUUGGAAUAUUCUGAGCCUCAAAUAUCAGAGCUCAACACAAGUUUAGUUUGUGCAAGGAAAAGAAUGAAGGCUCGCGCAUUGGGGUAACCAUUAUGAUCCUAAGAGAAUAAUGAAGCAAACUAUGAUAGCAA